Messenger RNA from Trichomycterus rosablanca, 3613 nucleotides. It is a transcript of the gene plekhm1, whose product is annotated as pleckstrin homology domain containing, family M (with RUN domain) member 1. The record is from RefSeq and is a predicted model, not a curated record. Bases 145 to 3072 code for a protein of 975 amino acids. Lineage: Eukaryota; Metazoa; Chordata; Actinopteri; Siluriformes; Trichomycteridae. The transcript is spliced from 13 exons.
UUUCCUCCUCCUGCUGCUGCGGCUCCUGUUUACAGCGAAUUUUCUUUAUUUAUUCUUUAAUGUUCGGACAGUUUGAUGUGAGAGAAAUGAAGUGUGUUUAUGAGACGAGUUUAAGGUGGAAGUAAGGACAACACGAGAGAAGACAUGCUGGCUACACAGCCUGCCGAUUCUUUUCCAGAGGCGAACAACGCCAGACAGUGGAUCAAAGAGAAGCUAGCACAGACGCUGAAGACGCUACAGAAGCGCUACGUGGCCACGGACGCGGCGGUCACCAGCGAGGACUCGGAGGCUAACCAGUUAUGCAGCGCGCUGGAGGCGGUUUUCAUCCACGGCCUGCGCAGCAAACACGUCCGCUCGGACGCAGGGGGAGCGCGCAGCCGCCGAGGGGCGUCACUCCCUCAACCCGUCUUCUGGAACCUUCUCAAGACCGUCACUCACAGGGACGUGAUCCUGGAGCUGGAGGGUCUGAGCUUCGUCAGCUCGGACGUGGGCCGUUGCCGGGCGUGGGUGCGCCUGGCGCUGAACGACGGACUCCUGGAGUGCUACCUGACGUCCCUGCUGCGCGAGAACACGGAGCUGGGCGUGUACUAUCAGCCCGGCGCGCUCCUCCUGGACCCCGAGGAGCGUGAGGUGCUGCUCAGCCUGCUGCAGGGUCUGGCCUCGCUCGCCUUCCGCCUCUCGUAUAAGUCGGCCGUGCUGAACGAGUGGACCGCCACGCCCCUGGCGCUCGCCGGCCUCUGUCCGGCCCCGCCCGCCGACGACCUGCGCCUCACCCCCGCCGCCCCCCGCCGGGAAUCCUGGGAUACGGAGUCUCAGUCGUCGGAGUCGGUGAGCUCGGGGAGGGGAGCGGAGGGCGUGGCCACGGCGUCCGACUUCAGCCUGGACACGCCGGGAUCGUCGCAGCUCUCGUCCAGUCUGGGAUCAGAGAAGGGAAGCUGGAGCGGCCGCACGGAGAACAGGAGCCCGCUCGACCAAAUAAGUUGCUCCUCCAGUCAGGACCUGGAUCUCCUCAGCCCCGCUCCAGACGCCGUGAUGGACUCCCACACGGACCCCCCCGGAACUUCAUCCUCAGAGGAAGAACCGUCGAGAGAGGAACCACCCGAACCCGAGCUCGCUGUCCCAGACGCACCAGUGGAAGAUGAGCAGCUUCCUGAAGAUCCUCCUGUUAUUACCUGUAGAACCGUAACUCCUCCUGUAACCUCCCAGAUAACCGUAACCUCCGCCCCGGUGACCCCGCCGGACUCCGGCACCGGGCCGGCCGAGGGUUCGGCGCACGCUCCUGUGGGACGUACCUCCAGCGCUCUGAGCCGGACGCUCUCCUCAGGCUCCGUCUCCUCGUACCACAAGUUCACCGCCUGGAUAUCAGAAGAGGAUUUUUACAAGCCGGAGUCUCGUGGAGGCGACGGCGGCCCCGAAGAGCCCGAGACGUUCGACUCCUCCAGAACAAACGGCACCGCGUCUCCUGUUCCGGAAUCCCAGUCGCACCAGUCCCCGCCCAGCGUCAUUCAUCGCAGGCAGAUCGGCCUGUCGAACCCUUUCCGCGGCCUGCUGAAGCUGGGUCAGCUGGAGCGGCGUGGCGCCCUGGGCCUGGGCCUGUGGCGCGCCUGGCACUGCGAGCUGUCCCCGUUCGAGCUCCGCCUCUACGCCGACGGCGAGGAGCGCUCCAGCUGUGAGAACCGCUCCCUGCUGCGCUGCGAGAACGUGUGCCUGGACGCGGACGCCCGGUUCUACCUGGAGUUCCAGGGUAAGAAGCUCCACCUGCGGGCGGCGAGCCGGGCAGAGGCGGAGGACUGGGUGGAGAGCGUCGGCGAGGCCGUGAGCAAGGUCCGACGCCAGCACCAGGAGGAAUGGGGCGACCUCACGCCCUUCACCCCGCCCGUCGUGAUACCGUCCGAGCCCGUCGACGUGGCCGAGACCGACUGGAGCCGGCCGUGUGAGGCGGAGCCGGACGCCAUCAAGGAGGCGCUGGUGUUCCUCAGCCGGGAGGAGCGGGGGUGGAGUCGGGCGGUGCUGUCGCUCUCGCUCGAGGCUCUGCGGGGCUUUUCCGUGCAGGACGGGCGCAAAUCGUGUCUGUUCUCGUACAGCAUCGAGGCCGUGAGGGACGUGGUGCCCGACGUGGCGCUGGGCGGGCCGUCUUUCUUUAAGGUGAUUACAGCCAAGGGGGCGCUGACGGUUCGAGCUGAGAGCGGCGAGGAGGCUCGGUGCUGGAGGAGCCUGAUCAGGGGGGCGCUGGAUUUGUACCUGGACGAGGAGAGCGGGACGGGCGAGGUGACCUGCCCGGGCGGAGGCAACGUGCUCAGACUCGUCCAUCACAGGCUGAAGGGGGACGGAGCGCUGCUGCCACAUCUAACGGUCGUCCCUACGGAAAGGGGGCUGGACGCUCAGAACUUCAAGUGUGCAGGCUGUCCCAGACAGAUCGGCGUGUCUCUGGGUCGCGCCAGGCUGUGCGAGUUUUCGGCUCAGUACUACUGCGAUACCUGUCACCAUGGCGACACCGUGGUCAUCCCGUCUCGCAUGGUGCACAACUGGGACCUGGCUGCACGUGAGGUCUCCAGGCCGGCCCUGAAGCUCCUGACCGAUGUUAAACAGGAACCGCUGCUGAACCUCGAACUCUUAAACCCUGACCUGUUCCAUCAUACCGAAACCAUGGCGACGGUGCAGCGCUUCAGGCAGCAACUGCGCCUGCUGGGAGAUUACGUCCGGAUCUGUCGCAGCGGGAUACGCAAAACAAUCGAGGACAGGCUGGAGCAGAGGACGUACCUGCUGGAGUCCGGUCACCUGUACAGCGUCCUGGAUUUGAUGCAGAUAGCGGACGGUCAGUACGUGUCCGUCCUUCAGUCCCUCAUUCAGUUCUCGUCCAAUCACGUGCAUCAGUGUGACCUCUGCACCCAGCGAGGCUUCAUCUGCCAGAUCUGCAACACCGACGAGAUCGUCUUUCCUUUCCAGUUCGACGCCACCACGAGGUGUUUGGUGUGUAAGACGGUUUUCCACUCGUCCUGUAAAGCCCGGACUGUUUCCUGUCCUCGCUGUGAGCGUCUGCAGAGAUAUAAGGAGAGAAAUCUGCUCCACUGAACACGAACUGUUUACACCUCGGGCUCCUGAAGCUGAACUGACCCGCGGUGUAGCGUAGCAUCGUCCUCGCGGCCUCCUGUAGCCGGGACGUAAACGCACAGUUCAGACACGUCAUGAAGUCUGAUGGUAAUUUAUUAACAUGUAGCCCUAAGUGCACUUAUUUAUACACGCGUACAUGUACCGACUGUACGUAUCGCCAAGCAGUCACCCGGAGGAGGGUUCGAGCUCCGGAACCUUUUAACUUGCACUAACUAACAGUGGACCGACGAUCCGUCUCGAGAUCGUCUUUUAGUCCGAGUUCAUUUCAGAUGGAUUCAUGUUUUUACUUUUGAUUUUAACAUCGAGUAUUUUACCAAAAAGCACUUUUAUAUCAUCAGCAUAACGAUGGAGCUCACAGUUUGCUUUAUCAGUCUUGUGCCAAGGAUCGUAUCCCAUCACUAACUGGACUGUACAGAUGUGUUUACACUAUUAGUGUCUGUAUGAGAAACGUGAUUUUAUAACCAAACCGCGAUUUUAAUGACGAAUAAAUAAUAUUUUAUUA